Molecule: messenger RNA, 1796 nt
Organism: Sebastes umbrosus (honeycomb rockfish)
Lineage: Eukaryota; Metazoa; Chordata; Actinopteri; Perciformes; Sebastidae
Product: translocon-associated protein subunit alpha-like
Exons: 9
Coding region: 83-943 (286 amino acids)
Cellular component (GO): endoplasmic reticulum membrane; endoplasmic reticulum
Source: RefSeq, a predicted model, not a curated record
GCUGCUCCUCCUCCUCCUCCUCUUCCUCUCCUCUCCUGAACGCUGAUGUGUUACUAACUUCAGACUACAACUCCGACUAAAAAUGUUCAAUUUCGGAUCCAAAGUGCUUCUUCUGCUCCUCCUGGCCUUCCCCUGUGGACUAAUAUCCAUCGGCCAGGUCUCUGCAGACUCCGACUCUGCUGAGGACGUUGUUGAGGACCCAGAUGCUGCAGUAGAUGAGGAGGAAGAUGAUGAAGAGGUGCUCGUUGAGGAAGAUCAGAUAGUACCCUCGGAGGCAGAAGAAGAGGACGCAGAUGAAGGAGCUGAUAAAGGGUUAUUGUCUCACCCCGACGCCGACACCACCAUCCUCUUCACGACAGGAGAAGAGUUUCCUGCCAAUGAGAUUGUGAGGUUCAUGGUGGGUUUCACCAACAAGGGAAGUCAGGAAUUCACCGUUCAGUCGUUGGAGGCCUCUUUCCGUUACCCCCAAGACUUCCAGUUCUACAUCCAGAAUUUCACAGCGUUGCCUCUGAGCACCGUGGUGCCGCCCCAGGCUCAGGCCUCCUUCGAGUAUUCCUUCAUCCCAGCUCAGCCCAUGGCCGGUCGCCCGUUUGGUCUCGUUAUCCUCCUCAACUACCUUGACACUGAGGGCAACGUGUUCCAGACCGCCAUCUACAACCAGACUGUCAACAUCAUUGAGCUAGAAGAUGGACUGGACGGAGAAACGAUGUUCUUGUACAUCUUCAUGGUUGGACUGGCGUCCCUUGCGCUCUUUGGCAUCUACCAGUUCCUGGAGACGAGGACGAAAAAGAGACUCUCAGUGAAAAUCGAGAAGGGCACCGGUGGGAUGAGCGACGUGGACAUCAGCUGGAUUCCUCAGGAGACUCUCAAUGUCAUGAACAAGGCUUCCCCUAAACCAUCUCCACGGAAACGAUCCAACAGGGCAGCUGGAACCGAUCAAUAAAACUGUCCGUCUCCAUCCAUCAUCAUGCCGUCCAUCAGGCUUUCAAAGCUCAUUUCCUCACCGCAAGUAACCCGAUUCCAAUGGAGCAACAUUUCCAGCCUGAGCAAUGCGUUUAAGAUCCUCUCACUCUGCUGCUCUGCUGGAACCACGACCAUCCUGGACUCUACUGCUCUGAUCAGAGCUGACCACUGAUACACUAACAGGACAGUUCAGUUUAAAGGGACUUUUUUAGUUUGUGUGUGAAAGGUGAUAAAAGAUGAACCAAAAAGUCAUUAAACUUUUUAUGGGAAAACGAGGAGAUUGUGGUACAAAAGAAAGCUGAAUACACCAACCUGCUGCCUGUAUGAAUGCUGUCAAGUCCUAAUGAUUGCAUUGGUGUUUAAUGACAUUUAAUUUUGAGAUUUGUUUUUUGGAUUUUUAGGCUUCAAACUAUUCCUAUUUCAUGUGUUGAGUAAGGUGAAUCCCCCUCCUCUCUAUCAUGUAAACACCAUUGUGCCUUAUGUAUCUGCGGCCCCUGCAAACACUUGGUGUUAAGACAAAAGUAGAUGCAAUUGAUUAAAAGGUUUCCCACUGAUACCCCUCUGCUUUUAACAUCCAGUAAACACAUAGCCUGAGGUUUUCAGUGGAGCAAUGGCAGCUGCAAUUACCACAAACAUUAAACAGUGUUCUCUGGAGGUUUCUGCAGGUUAGUUUACCUGUUGGUUUUUUUUUCACUUUACCGUUGUAAUGUGACUUUUCCUUGGUGGAGCUUUCUAAACUCUUUACUAAGUGCCGGUGGCGCAGUCUGUCAGAUUGCAUGCCGUUACUUUUGGGAAAAAAUAUGUUCUCAAUGACAAUAAAAGGGUGAACAAAU